This is a messenger RNA of Paralichthys olivaceus (Japanese flounder), 651 nucleotides long. The record is from RefSeq and is a predicted model, not a curated record. NCBI's taxonomy places the organism in Eukaryota, Metazoa, Chordata, Actinopteri, Pleuronectiformes, Paralichthyidae.
CCUUGCAAGUAUCGCGAGAUUCACACAGACGCGUCGGUGUGCGGGAGCGUUUGUCCGCCUGACAAACUGGACGAUACUGAUAUGAAAUCUGCGUCAAGCCUUUGAAUUUCUGGAGGCAUGUCCAAGAAAAGGGGCAGAAAGCGAAGCAGCGGGGAACUGAGUGACACAGUGAGCCCCGACCCCAAUAGCAUUCUGGGAGUGCGUAUACAACACAACUGGCGUGAGAAGGGGAACCAGAGCAAAUGGAAGGGAACAGUGCUUGACAGGCUUAGUGUAAAUCCCUCCCUCUUCAUGGUGAAGUAUGACGGCUUUGACUGCGUCUACGGCAUUGAGCUGUUCAAGGAUGAGAGAGUGUCCAACUUGCAAGUCCUUACAGAAAAAGUUGUAAACAAUAAAAUCAAGAUACCGCCAGGGGCGGAGGAGCUGGUGGGCAAAGCUGUUGAGCAUCUUUUCGAGAAGGAAGAUGGAGAGAAGAACGAGUGGAGAGGCAUGGUCCUCUCCAGAGCUCCAAUCAUGACCAACUGGUAUUACAUCACGUACGAGAAGGACCCCGUUCUUUACAUGUACCAGCUGUGGGAUGACUACGCAGACGGAGACCUCAGGAUUCUGCCUGAAGCAGAUAAGAUCAGGAGCAACCGCGGUGUGAUGUAA